AUGUUAAUUUUUCUAAUAUUUACUAUUGCAUAAGCUUUUAAUGCAGAUAAUACCUACACAAUACAUACAAUUGAGAAGGACCAUCAAGACAAUCGAACCAUUUACCCUGAACUUUAUGCUGUAUAACAUAUUUUCGAUUCCAUUGGUAAAGAAAUAACCCUACAAGGUAUUGCAUUUGUAGUAUCGAAGACGGCAGAACAGUCCUAUGUCAAAUUCCAAUACCCCAACUAACUAAACCUCUGAAUGCGGAUCAAUUAUCAAUUACCAGAAUUCUGACAGAAGAUGAAGCCAAUAUCAUUCUUUUUCCAUUGAUAGAUUUAUGUGUCAAUCAUAUAACCAAAGAAUUUCUCUAUGAAUAUUGCUUUAGAAAACAUGUGAGACAAUAUGACGAUUUAAAUACAAUUUAAAACAUGCAAAAGAUCGUAAGACUUAUAUGUAUAUUCUAAGUUAAAAGAGGACUUCAGUUUGGGAUAUUCGAAUUAAUUUAUUUCUAAGAAUUAUUCCUAUGCAGAUUAAGAGCCUCUCAAUUCCUCAUAUUAACUAGAUACCAAUUAUCAUUAAAUACGAUAAUAGAUUGAUCGAUUGAUAAUUAUAGAGGGGUGCUUGGCCAAAUUGAGAAACUAUUAGAUAUCAGAGAAAUUCGAAUAUCAACUCAACGUUUCAACAUCUGACAAAAUGUAUUCAUUUCGUGUGAUUCAAGUCAUCUAUAAUGAAUUGCUACUAUUAUCCUAAUGUUCAGAUGUAGUAAUCAUUUCAGAUUACUUCGAGAUAAUUCAAUCAAAAAAAUAGAAAUAUGCAAUUAAAUAGAAUCAAUACUAUCAAUACAAGGAUAUUAUAUUUGGAUUGAAUCUCUACGCUCAGUCUAUCCUUCAUCCUCAAUAGAGUGUUGGUGUAAUAUUAACAGACAAGCCAUUUUUAGUGUAAGUAAAAAAAGUCAUUGAUUACUGUGCCAUCUAGAUCUUAGGUUACUUACCUAAUGCUAAAGACUAAAAGUCUCCCUUAUUGAUCUAAAAAUUAAUAGUAAUGGAUUCCAAUGCUAUUUAUGAAUUAUUAAGAGGAUCUGUACUGAUUUCAGAGAAUACCUUAUUUUAUCAUUAUGAUAAUAAGAUAAAUGUUAAUGAUUUUAUCACUAUUUUUGAUGACACUUCAGCAUUUACUUAUGUUGAAUCCUUCAGAGUAAGUCAAGAACAUAAUGGAAUUGCCAUUUUGGAUAAGAAACUGACCAAGGGAUUGCGUUAUGAAGGAAAAGCAUUUGUUAGAAAGAGUGGCUAGUUCAUUAAAUUAUCAAAUGUUAUUCCACCGCAACUUGAUACCUUUGAAUUCGAAGAUGAAUACUUAAUCUCCCUGAAAAAACUAGAAUAUGAUCUGGUGCAAGUCCAUGUAUUCAAUUACUCUACUUAAGGGUAUCAAAUGAAAUAACAAUAUCAAAAAUACAUGGGAGUUACAUUUUCUAUUUAUUAAUUAAAUAAUGAGACAGCUUGUGCUUUACUUGUCAAUAUAAUUAGCGAUAUGUAUUUACAAACAUCCAUUAUCAUGUUGACAUAACCUCAACCAAAUAUUUACAUUAAAAACAAGUAAGGAAAAUAUGUUCAAAUGGAAUCUAGAUUUCAAAAUAGUAGUAUUCUAAAUCAAUUAUAUUGGAUUAUAGUGGAUACUGAAAUCGACAUGUUGUAUGUUGGGAAAGGCAAUUUAAUCAAAUUAUCAAAUAAAAUUAUUGAAUUUAAGAUGGAGAGAAUAAGAAGAGAAACCUAUUCACCAAUCAUUUUUGAAUUUGAUAAGAAAUCUAAUGGUGUAAAGAUAUAUGAUAUAAUGCCACUUCCCUUGGUCGAAUUUGGCCUAUUUUCUACAAGUUUAUUAACCUAGUAUUAUCAUCCAUUAAAUUUUACAGGGGAGAUUAAUGGAAUUUUUGAAGAACAUUAUCGAUUCGGUAGCUUCUGUAAUCCCAUUAAUUCAACGAGAUAGAGUCGAAUCUAGCUUGAAUGUUAUCCAGGGGACUUGAUGAGGUUCAUCUCUGUUGCAGAGGAGCAAACUUGUAAAUACCAAAUUAGAAUUGGAACUUAUUUGUUAUGCGACAAAAAAUAUGAUAUUUUGGAAGCAGGUGAACAUCCCAUUAUGUGUAUGUUAAAAUAAUGA
Molecule: messenger RNA, 2133 nt
Organism: Paramecium octaurelia
Lineage: Eukaryota; Ciliophora; Oligohymenophorea; Peniculida; Parameciidae
Source: the annotation of a GenBank genome assembly